Molecule: messenger RNA, 1794 nt
Organism: Morchella sextelata
Lineage: Eukaryota; Fungi; Ascomycota; Pezizomycetes; Pezizales; Morchellaceae
Exons: 2
Coding region: 1-1794 (597 amino acids)
Cellular component (GO): cytoplasm
Molecular function (GO): oxidoreductase activity
Source: RefSeq, a predicted model, not a curated record
AUGCUCCCCCACUCCGCCGACCCGGGCCUGCCUCCCCCCUCGUCGACCGCCUCCUUCUGGCACACGGAGCCCUCCCCCUUCCUGCACAACCACCGCACAACGCCCACCGUCCCCACCGACGCCGACAUCGUCAUCAUCGGGUCCGGGCUCGCCGGCGCCACCACCGCCCGCUACCUCUACGAGUCCGCCUCUACCGCCUCUACCGCCGCCGCCGCCGUCGUCAUGCUCGAGGCGCGCCAGGCCUGCUGGGGCGCCACCGGCCGCAACGGCGGCCACUGCAAGGCCUCGCUGUACACGCUGUCGCGCCUCCCGGAGCUCGCAACAACGCUGGGCUACGACCAGCUCACGAAGCUCAUGGCGUUCCAGCAGCUCAACGUGGGUCUGGUCACCGAGUACGUGCGCGGCGAGGCCGUGGACUGCGACUUCAAGGCCAUGGACAGCUGCGACGCCUUCUUCACGGAGCACAACUUCCGCGCCGCGCGGGAGAGCAUCGAUGUGCUGCGCAAGCGCAUGCCGGAGUACUCGGGGCGGCUGCGGGUCGUGACGCGCGACACCACGGAGGGGCGGAGGAUCCUCGCGCAGGAGACGAGGACGCCGACGGCCGUGGGAGCGGUGCUGUCGAGCGCGGCCUGCCUCUGGCCGUACAAGCUGGUGGCGCACAUGCUGGAGCGCGCGGUGGGCGAGCGCGGGAUGAACCUGCAGACGUGCACGCCGGCGCUGUCGGUGGUGCGGAACACGGCGCCGGGGAGUGCGCGCAAGUGGACGGUCAUCACGGCGCGCGGGAACAUCAACACGGACAAGGUCGUGUUUGCCACGAAUGCCCACACGGCUCACCUCCUCCCCGCGUUCAAGGGCCACAUCUACCCCGUGCGCGGGCAGAUGUCGGCCCUGGUCCCGCCAAAGUCGAUGAUUGACCGCCCGCUCACGCACACUUACCGCCUGGUGGGCAAGGACGGCAUGAUGGACCAGUACCUCAUCCAGCGGCCCAUCCAGCCCGACGGCUCCGGCGGCGAGCUCAUGCUCGGCGGGGGGCGCUCCCUCGCGGCCGGCUUCGGCGAGGGCCGCAUGGACGGCGCCAUCGACCCCCCCGUCGCCCGCUACCUGCGUCGAGCACCAGCCGAGUUCUUCGCCGGCGAGACCGGCUUCCCCGGUGAGGCCGUCGUCGGCGGCCUCGAGAAGAGCCUCGUCAGUAGGUUCCGCCGCCUCACCAUCGACGCGGUGGUGGGCAGCCAGCUGCGCUUUUGGGAUGCAGCGGAGGGGAUCGGAUGUGAUGAUGGCGAGGAGGACUCGGACUCGGGGUCGGAGUAUGAUGACGACAACUCGGAGAGCAUCACGCAGGACUCGCAGGGGAGCCGCGAGUGCGUGGCGAAGUAUGAGUGGUCGGGCGUGAUGGGCUUUAGCAGUGAUGAGAUGCCGUGGGUUGGGAAGGUGCCGGCGCUGACGGCGGAGGAGGCGCGGGCCCGCGGGCUGGAGGGACGGGAGGCGGUGAUGGAGACGGAGGGGCUGUGGAUGCUGGCGGGCUUUGAGGGGCAUGGAAUGGCCUACUGUACGGGGGCCGCAAAGGCGCUGGUGCAGAUGAUGGCCGGCAAGCAGCCAUACGACUUCUUCCCCGAGUGUCUCGAGGCCUCACGGCAGCGCAUGGGUCUCGCGCCAGAAGAGGACUCGGAGUCCGACGAGGAGGAGGUCGACGCCGAGGAGGAAGUGGAGGAGGAGGUCGAUAUCGACGAGAGCAAGGUCGACAUCAGGUGGGAGGACCUGGAGAAGGAUGAGGAGAGCGAGUGGGUCGUUGUUUGA